AUGGCCUUCUCACUCUACGACGCAACCAUUGUUGAGGCCAAACUGGCCCUGGGCUCUCUAUCACACAUUCUCAAAGAAGCCCAAAAGCACCCCAACGCCGCCAAGUUCCCUGAAGCUCGUCUCUAUGAAGACAUGAACCCCCUGAGCUUCCAGGUCCACGCAGCUACUCGCUUCGCUGAGAAGCUUGUAGCAAGACUCUCAGGCCGUGAAUCAGUCGAGUUUGAGGAUGAGGUCGUCACAUACGACGACAUGCACUCGCGCAUCGCUAAAGCACAAGAGCUGCUUGCAAAGGCUGAUAAAGAGACUGUCAACCGUUGUGGAGAGGAGGUUGCGCCUACGGCGUUGCCAUCUGCUGGAACGAUGGAUUUGACAGGCAAGGCUUUUGCUAUGGGAGCGGCUGUGCCUAACAUUAACUUCCACUUGUCGAUGGCGUAUGCUAUCUUGAGAAAAGAGGGUGUUCCUCUUGGAAAGAGGGAUUACAUCACUGCUUUUGUUGGAGAGUAUAUUCUCAAGCAGUAG
Fusarium coffeatum is the source of this 519-nucleotide messenger RNA. RefSeq lists its product as uncharacterized. The record is from RefSeq and is a predicted model, not a curated record. NCBI's taxonomy places the organism in Eukaryota, Fungi, Ascomycota, Sordariomycetes, Hypocreales, Nectriaceae. The transcript has a single exon. The coding region runs from base 1 to 519 and encodes 172 amino acids.